Dendronephthya gigantea is the source of this 1419-nucleotide messenger RNA. Its product is annotated as D(2) dopamine receptor A-like. Gene Ontology annotation, molecular function: G protein-coupled receptor activity. The transcript is spliced from 2 exons. The coding region runs from base 442 to 1419 and encodes 325 amino acids. The record is from RefSeq and is a predicted model, not a curated record. Gene Ontology annotation, cellular component: membrane. NCBI's taxonomy places the organism in Eukaryota, Metazoa, Cnidaria, Anthozoa, Malacalcyonacea, Nephtheidae. Gene Ontology annotation, biological process: G protein-coupled receptor signaling pathway.
CGUUCCAAAUUCAGUAAACACAAUAUCAUUUUAUUGGCUACAUGUGGUAUUGGCCAUUUCGUCUUUCACUUAUUUGGUGCGGGAAUCGAUGAUUUUUAAUAAAGUACACGUCGGGAAAAUCUUUAGCAGUUUAGCUGUUAUCAAUUUUUAUGCUUAUUUAGUUCACAGUUUUGUAGGCUUAUCAAGGUUUUAUUUUAACAAUCCCAGUUUGGGCCAAUAUCUGCAAGACUAAUUAAUUAGCUACUUAAAUAAGUAUGGGACAAUAACGCUAUAUUCGGCAUAUUAAAAGUAUGAUCUGGUUAUACAUUCACGAAAACUUUCUCAGCUGCCGAGACUGGCUCUGACGUAUUCUACCGCUAAUUCAGAGGAGGUUUUAUUGGAAAUUUCUACCGUUGUCGUUGAACCGUCUUCAUCCAUUUUCAUGUUCAGAACUAACCGAAGAUGCGAUUAAGCAAUAUCUCAGAGUUUGUGGCUGCUAACCAAAGUAAUCAGACAUCAUUCAAAACAGAGAAAAACGAACUUUGGUACACAAGAGCUGUUCUAACCAUUCUAAUUAUUAUCCUCUCCACGUUGGGCAACCUUAUGGUUUUGGCUGCGAUGUGGAUCGAGAAAAGAUUCCGUCAACCAAAUAAAUAUUUUAUUGCUUGUCUAGCUUCUGCCGAUCUUUUGAACGCCGUUUUCUAUAAUCCAUUUGUCUUAUACGAACAUAUCAGUGAAACAGGUAUUACCUCGAUUCAUCUUUGCCGAUUCUUCAUGUGGAUUAACAUAUUUGCUGAAUCAGCCUCGAUUAAUACCCUGACGUGGAUAAGUUAUGAUCGAUACCUUAAAAUCAGCAAACCGCUGCAGUAUAACGUACUUAUGACAACCCAGAAGUCAUUGAUUGUGAUAACUAUAAUUUGGACUAUUUCGACUGCGUAUGGUACAUUUGGGAUGUUUGCUUAUAGUGGAAGCCGUGGCAUCUAUAUCUCAUCUCAGGGGUGUGCGAUUCAGAAUCCAAUUUUUUUCACAGUCUCAGCGAUAUCGGCGUUUUUCCUUCCUACCGUGAUAACACUGAUAAUGUACACUCGUAUACUCUUCAUUGCUCACAGGCGUCGGAAAAGAGCAAAUGUUUUUUUGGGCGAGUAUCACGUUAAAAACCAUCGGAAUUCUCUCCAUGAAGAUAUUAGGAAUAUCCGUAUGAUGGCCAUUGUUGUCGGGGCUUUUAUCUUCUGCUGGGGCCCUUUCUUUGUUCUCACAUUUUUUUCUGUAAACAAAGUACGGCCGCUUGAAUACGCGUUGGAGUACGACAUAAUUGUUGUUGUAACGAGACACAUUCUCCCGCCAUUAAACAGCAUAUGCAACCCGAUCAUUUACGCUUGUUUUGACCAAAAGUACAGAGAGGCUUUUAAACAUCUUGUCAACAGAAUCCUGUGUCGCUGA